Molecule: messenger RNA, 831 nt
Organism: Pseudopodoces humilis (Tibetan ground-tit)
Lineage: Eukaryota; Metazoa; Chordata; Aves; Passeriformes; Paridae
Source: RefSeq, a predicted model, not a curated record
GGUCGUGAGGGGCUUUGAGGGACCGUGAGGGGCUUUGAGGGGUCGUGAGGGGCUUUGAGGGACCGUGAGCGGCUUUGAGGGGUCUUUGAGGGCCCCUGAGGAGCUCCGAGGUGUCGAGAGCGGCCUGAAAGGUCAGAGAGACUUUGGAGGAUUCGUGAGGGGCUUUGAGGGACCCUGAGGGGGGUCUCGGGGGCCGCCGCGAUGGUGGAGAAGGACGAGUCCGGCCCCGGCGGCAUCAGCGAAGAGGAGGCGGCUCAGUACGACCGGCAGAUCCGGCUCUGGGGGCUCGAGGCCCAAAAACGGUUGCGCGCCUCGCGGGUGCUGCUGGUGGGGCUGCGUGGGCUCGGAGCCGAGGUGGCCAAAAACCUCAUCCUGGCCGGGGUCAGGGGUCUCACCCUGCUGGACCACCAACAGGUGUCUCCCGAGGACAGCCGGGCCCAGUUCCUGAUCCCGGUGGGAUCCCAGGGUCGGAACCGCGCCGAGGCCUCCCUGGAGCGGGCGCAGAGCCUCAACCCCAUGGUGGACGUCAAGGCCGACCCCGAGAGCGUGGAGAGCAAACCCCACGAGUUCUUCACGCAGUUCGACGCGGUGUGCCUCACCUGCUGCUCCCGUGAAUCCAUGGUGAGGAUCAACCAGAUCUGCCACAAAAACGGCAUCAAAUUCUUCACCGGCGACGUUUUCGGCUACCACGGCUACAUGUUCGCUGACCUGGGCGACCACGAGUUCGUGGAGGAGAAGCCCAAGGUGGCCAAAGCGAGCGCGGGGGUGGAGGAUGGACCCGAGGCCAAACGGGCCCGGCUGGAGCCGGCCGAGACCACCAUGGUCAAAAAG